Messenger RNA from Phascolarctos cinereus (koala), 16611 nucleotides. RefSeq names its product calcium voltage-gated channel subunit alpha1 E (gene CACNA1E). Gene Ontology annotation, molecular function: calcium ion binding; high voltage-gated calcium channel activity. The record is from RefSeq and is a predicted model, not a curated record. Gene Ontology annotation, cellular component: neuronal cell body; voltage-gated calcium channel complex; membrane. Gene Ontology annotation, biological process: chemical synaptic transmission; calcium ion import across plasma membrane. Lineage: Eukaryota; Metazoa; Chordata; Mammalia; Diprotodontia; Phascolarctidae.
AUUCAAAUAAUGUCCAUGGAAUAAUAGCAUACCCUCAUUCACUUGAGUGCGGGACCCUGCAUUAAUUCAAGAGCAAUGUGCUGUGAUGGUGCCAGAGAUGCAUGGACGCAGCCCGUGCCCAGCCUACAAGUCCCAGGAGCUCAUCCCUGCCUCGGCCACACGGGAAAGCCCUGAGCUUGGUGUUGCUGCCCACCGACACAUCCUGUCCUUGCCUGAGGAGGAGACAUGGCGCCAGCACAGCCCAGGCAUGAUGCCCACCCAGACUUCUGCUCUGCUAGAGCCCGAGGCCCUGGAAGAUACAGGGGCCCUACCAGGAUCCCCACGUGCCCUGUGCUUCGAUGCCUCCUCUGUUUUCUUCCCCAUGCAGGAGGGUGAAGGCUCAGGAUGGGAAGGCAGCGGUGCCCUCGAUGCCAGUUUGAGCCCAUUCCUCCCCGUGAGCCCAGAGGUCAUGAAGCGGAGGCGGGGAGGGCUCAUUGAGCAGAGGGAUAUCAUCAAGGCCCAUGAAGCUCACAAGAUGCAGAGCACACCUCAAGCCCGGAGGAAAGAAUGGGAGAUGGCUCGAUUUGGGGAGGCUGUGGUUGGCAGGCCAGGAUCCGGAGAUGGAGAUUCGGAGCAGAGCAGGAACCGGCAAGGAACACCAAUGCAGUCCGCGGGGCCAGCGGCCGCCUACAAGCAAUCCAAAGCCCAGAGGGCCAGGACUAUGGCUUUAUACAACCCCAUUCCGGUCAGGCAGAACUGUUUCACCGUCAACAGAUCCCUGUUUAUCUUCGGAGAAGAUAACAUUGUCAGGAAAUAUGCCAAGAAGCUCAUCGAUUGGCCGCCAUUUGAGUAUAUGAUUCUGGCCACAAUCAUUGCCAACUGCAUUGUCUUGGCAUUGGAGCAACAUCUUCCAGAGGAUGACAAGACUCCUAUGUCCAGAAGAUUGGAGAAGACAGAACCAUAUUUCAUUGGGAUUUUUUGCUUUGAAGCUGGGAUUAAAAUUGUAGCCCUGGGGUUUAUCUUCCACAAGGGCUCAUAUCUCCGAAAUGGCUGGAAUGUCAUGGACUUCAUUGUGGUUCUCAGUGGCAUCCUGGCCACAGCUGGGACCCACUUCAAUACCCAUGUGGACCUGAGGACCCUCCGGGCUGUGCGAGUACUAAGGCCACUGAAACUUGUGUCAGGCAUUCCCAGUUUGCAAAUAGUGCUGAAGUCCAUCAUGAAGGCGAUGGUGCCUCUCCUACAGAUUGGCCUUCUUCUGUUCUUUGCCAUCCUAAUGUUCGCCAUCAUUGGCCUGGAGUUUUAUAGUGGAAAACUACAUAGGGCCUGCUUUAUGAACAAUUCAGGUGUGCUGGAGGGGUUUGACCCUCCCCACCCAUGUGGGGUGCAGGGCUGCCCAGAGGGCUAUGAGUGCAAGGACUGGAUUGGCCCCAAUGAUGGGAUCACUCAGUUUGACAACAUUCUCUUUGCUGUGCUGACUGUCUUCCAGUGUAUAACCAUGGAAGGAUGGACCACCGUGCUGUAUAAUACCAAUGAUGCCUUAGGAGCCACCUGGAAUUGGCUGUACUUCAUCCCCCUCAUCAUCAUUGGAUCCUUCUUUGUUCUCAACCUUGUCCUGGGAGUGCUUUCUGGGGAAUUUGCCAAAGAAAGAGAGAGAGUGGAGAACCGCAGAGCCUUUAUGAAACUGCGGAGACAGCAACAAAUUGAACGGGAGUUGAAUGGGUAUCGAGCCUGGAUAGACAAAGCAGAGGAAGUGAUGCUGGCUGAAGAAAACAAAAAUUCUGGAACAUCAGCUUUGGAAGUGCUCCGAAGGGCAACCAUCAAAAGGAGUCGUACUGAGGCCAUGACUCGUGACUCAAGUGAUGAACACUGUGUUGACAUCUCCUCUGUGGGCACUCCUCUUGCUCGUGCCAGUAUAAAAAGUACUAAAGUAGACGGAGCCUCUUAUUUCCGGCACAAGGAGCGGCUUCUACGUAUCUCCAUUCGUCAUAUGGUCAAAUCCCAAGUUUUUUACUGGAUAGUCUUGAGUGUGGUAGCUCUCAACACUGCCUGUGUGGCUAUUGUCCAUCACAACCAGCCCCUGUGGCUCACCCACCUCCUCUACUAUGCAGAGUUUUUGUUUUUGGGGCUCUUCCUUUUAGAAAUGGCCCUGAAGAUGUAUGGCAUGGGGCCACGCCUUUAUUUUCAUUCCUCCUUUAAUUGCUUUGACUUUGGGGUCACCGUGGGAAGUAUCUUUGAAGUGGUUUGGGCCAUCUUUAGACCUGGCACCUCUUUUGGAAUCAGUGUCUUGCGGGCUCUCCGACUUCUGAGAAUAUUUAAGGUUACCAAGUAUUGGGCGUCUCUUCGGAAUUUAGUGGUCUCCUUAAUGAGUUCCAUGAAAUCCAUCAUCAGCUUACUCUUCCUCCUCUUCCUCUUUAUUGUUGUCUUUGCUCUGUUGGGAAUGCAGCUCUUUGGAGGCAGGUUUAACUUUAAUGAUGGGACUCCUUCCGCAAACUUUGACACCUUUCCUGCAGCCAUUAUGACGGUAUUCCAGAUCUUGACAGGUGAGGACUGGAAUGAGGUGAUGUACAAUGGGAUCCGCUCCCAGGGUGGAGUUAGCUCUGGUAUGUGGUCUGCCAUCUACUUCAUCGUGCUCACUCUGUUUGGAAACUACACCCUACUGAAUGUGUUUUUGGCCAUCGCUGUGGACAAUUUGGCCAAUGCUCAGGAGCUGACAAAGGACGAGCAGGAGGAGGAGGAGGCCUUCAAUCAGAAGCAUGCCCUACAGAAAGCCAAGGAAGUCAGCCCAAUGUCUGCACCUAACAUGCCUUCUAUUGAAAGAGACAGAAGGAGGAGACACCACAUGUCGAUGUGGGAGCCACGCAGCAGCCACCUGAGGGAGAGGAGGAGACGUCACCAUAUGUCUGUGUGGGAACAGCGCACCAGUCAGCUGAGGAGACACAUGCAGAUGUCCAGCCAGGAAGGCAUCAACAAGGACGAGCCCCCUCCCAUGAAUCCCCUGAACCCUCUCAAUCCCCUCAGCCCUCUCAAUCCCCUCAAUGCGCAUCCUAGUCUCUACAGGAGGCCCAAGCCUUUAGAGGGUCUGGGACUGGAGAAGUUUGAGGAGGAGCAUGGAAACCGUGGAGACUUUCAUAAGGGGGAAGGGCUACAACAAUCAGAAGACCAGAAGAGUCCUGUGUCUAGGCCUAAGAGGGAGCAGCCAUGGCUCUCUAAGCCAUGCCAUGGAAACUGUGACCCAGCAGAGCAGGAAUCAGGAGUUGGAGAGGUGGUGGUGGGCUUUGAGGAGCGGACCCGGCACCGGCAAAGUCAGCGCCGAAGCCGACACCGUCGAGUCCGGACUGAGAUCAAGGAGCAGGCCACAAGUGCUGAAAGCAGGUCCGGGAGCCAGGAGAGAGGCCUGGAAGAUGAAACAGCUGAGGGGGAGAAGAACAGGGACUCUAAGGGGAGUCAGGAGGGGAAGGAGGUUUCUAUUCAUGAAGAAGAGAGAAGCAAAGAGUUAAAGAGAACAAACAGCCUUAUGGUUCCUGGAGGCUGUGGGCUGUCAACAUCUGCUGAUGAAAUAAGGACCCCCCUGGUCCUCCCUCAUCCGGAGUUAGAAACAGGAAAGGACAACAGCCUGACAGAGCAGGAGCAGGAGGGUACCAGUGACCAAGCUCUGCUGGAAGAUGUGCAGCUGGAUAUGGGCCGGGCCAUCAGUCGCAGUGAGCCUGACCUUUCCUCCGUAACAGCCAACAUGGAGAAGGGCACAGAGAGCACCAGCAUCGCCGUUACCAUGCCUGAUGUGGGCACCUUGGUGGACUCCACUGUGGUGCACAUUAGCAACAAGACAGAUGGAGAAGCCAGCCCCUUAAAGGAGGCAGAGAUUAAAGAGGAUGGAGAAGAAGUUGAGAAGAAGCGAAAGAAGGAAAAGAGUUCAAGCACAGGCAAAGCAAUGGUGCCCCAUAGCUCCAUGUUUAUCUUCAGCACCACUAACCCGAUUCGAAGGGCGUGCCACUACAUUGUGAAUCUACGCUACUUUGAGAUGUGCAUCCUUUUGGUUAUUGCAGCCAGCAGCAUCGCCUUGGCUGCCGAGGAUCCUGUCCUGACCAACUCAGAACGGAACAAAGUGGGUCUGAGGUAUUUUGACUGUUUCACUGGCGUGUUCACUUUUGAGAUGGUCAUAAAGAUGAUAGACCAGGGCCUGAUCCUGCAGGAUGGAUCUUAUUUCCGAGACCUGUGGAAUAUCCUGGACUUUGUGGUGGUGGUCGGGGCACUGGUGGCCUUUGCUUUGGCGAAUGCUUUGGGCACCAACAAAGGCCGGGAUAUCAAAACCAUUAAGUCUUUGCGUGUGCUCCGAGUUCUGAGGCCGCUGAAAACCAUCAAGCGCUUACCCAAGCUCAAGGCUGUCUUUGACUGUGUAGUGACCUCCCUGAAGAAUGUAUUCAACAUACUCAUUGUCUACAAGCUCUUCAUGUUCAUCUUUGCCGUCAUUGCAGUCCAACUCUUCAAGGGGAAAUUCUUUUAUUGUACAGACAGCUCCAAAGACACAGAAAAGGAAUGCAUAGGCAACUAUGUGGAUCAUGAGAAAAACAAGAUGGAGGUAAAGGGUCGGGAAUGGAAACGCCAUGAGUUCCACUAUGACAACAUCAUCUGGGCCCUGUUGACCCUUUUCACUGUGUCCACUGGGGAGGGCUGGCCGCAAGUUUUGCAGCAUUCUGUGGAUGUGACUGAGGAAGACCGGGGCCCAAGCCGCAGCAACCGCAUGGAAAUGUCCAUUUUUUAUGUGGUAUACUUUGUGGUCUUCCCUUUCUUCUUUGUCAACAUCUUUGUUGCCCUCAUCAUCAUCACUUUCCAGGAACAAGGGGACAAGAUGAUGGAGGAGUGUAGCCUGGAAAAGAAUGAGAGGGCGUGCAUCGACUUUGCCAUCAGUGCCAAACCACUCACCCGCUACAUGCCCCAGAAUCGGCAUACAUUUCAGUACCGUGUCUGGCACUUCGUGGUGUCCCCAUCCUUCGAAUACACCAUCAUGGCCAUGAUUGCCUUGAACACCGUGGUGCUGAUGAUGAAGUACUACUCUGCUCCCUGUACCUAUGAACUGGCAUUAAAGUAUCUGAAUAUAGCCUUCACCAUCGUGUUCUCCCUGGAAUGCAUCCUCAAGAUCAUCGCUUUUGGCUUCUUGAAUUAUUUCCGAGACACCUGGAACAUCUUUGAUUUCAUCACAGUCAUCGGCAGCAUCACAGAAAUUAUCCUGACGGACAGCAAGCUGGUGAAUACCAGUGGCUUCAACAUGAGUUUCCUAAAGCUCUUCCGAGCAGCCCGUCUCAUUAAGCUCUUGCGACAGGGUUAUACCAUCCGCAUUUUGCUAUGGACUUUUGUUCAGUCUUUUAAGGCCCUCCCCUAUGUCUGUCUACUGAUUGCCAUGCUUUUCUUCAUUUAUGCCAUCAUUGGGAUGCAGGUCUUUGGAAACAUAAAAUUAGAUGAAGAGAGUCACAUUAACCGGCAUAACAACUUCCGCAGCUUUUUUGGGUCCCUCAUGCUGCUCUUCAGGAGUGCCACAGGUGAGGCGUGGCAGGAAAUUAUGUUAUCUUGUCUGGGAGAGAAAGGCUGCGAGCCCGAUACCACUGCACCCUCAGGGCAGAAUGAAAAUGAACGAUGUGGCACUGAUCUGGCCUACUUUUACUUUGUUUCUUUCAUCUUCUUCUGCUCCUUUUUGAUGCUUAACCUGUUUGUGGCUGUCAUCAUGGACAAUUUUGAGUACCUGACCCGGGACUCAUCUAUCCUCGGGCCUCAUCACUUGGAUGAAUUUGUCCGAGUCUGGGCAGAGUAUGAUCGAGCUGCAUGUGGCCGCAUCCAUUACACUGAGAUGUAUGAAAUGCUGACUCUCAUGUCACCACCGCUAGGCCUCGGCAAGAGAUGUCCCUCCAAAGUGGCGUAUAAGAGAUUGGUCCUGAUGAACAUGCCAGUAGCUGAGGACAUGACUGUCCAUUUCACUUCCACACUAAUGGCCCUAAUUCGGACAGCUCUGGACAUCAAGAUUGCAAAAGGUGGUGCAGACAGGCAGCAGCUAGAUUCAGAGCUGCAAAAGGAGACCCUGGCUAUCUGGCCUCAUCUUUCCCAGAAGAUGCUGGAUUUGCUUGUACCCAUGCCAAAAGCCUCAGACUUGACAGUUGGGAAAAUAUAUGCAGCCAUGAUGAUCAUGGACUAUUACAAGCAAAGCAAAGUAAAGAAGCAGAGACAGCAGCUAGAAGAACAGAAAAAUGCUCCCAUGUUCCAGAGAAUGGAGCCUUCAUCUUUGCCUCAGGAGAUCAUUUCUAAUGCCAAAGCCCUGCCUUACCUCCAGCAGGACACCCUUUCAGGCCUGAGCAGUCGGAGUGGGUACCCGUCUAUGAGCCCACUCUCCCCCCAGGAAAUAUUCCAGUUGGCUUGCAUGGACCCAAACCAUGGGGAGUUCCAGGAGCAGCAAUCUCUGGAGCCAGAGGUUAGUGAUUUAAAAAUCGUGCAGCCCUCUAAACAUGGCAGCUACCUCCCUUCGGACACCCAGGAGCAUGCAGUAUCUGGGAGGGCAUCAUCUAUGCCACGCCUGACUAUGGAUCCCCAGGUGGUGACGGACCCAAGCUCCAUGAGGCGUUCCUUUUCCACUAUCAGAGACAAGCGUACAAACUCCUCUUGGUUAGAGGAGUUUUCAAUGGAGCGAAGCAGUGAAAACACCUACAAGUCCCGCCGACGCAGUUACCAUUCUUCCUUGCGCCUGUCAGCUCACCGUCUGAAUGCCGACUCAGGUCACAAAUCUGAUACCCAUCGCUCAGGAGGCAGAGAACGUGGUCGAUCCAAAGAACGUAAGCACCUUCUGUCUCCUGAUGUAUCCCGCUGUAACUCUGAAGAACGGGGUACCCAAGGUGACUGGGAGUCUCCUGAGCGACACCAGUCUAGGUCACCUAGUGAGGGCAGGUCUCAGACAUCCAACAGACAGGGUACAGGUUCCCUUAGUGAAAGCUCCAUUCCUUCUAUCUCUGACACCAGCACCCCAAGGCGAGGUCGUCGGCAGCUUCCACCUGUUCCCCCUAAACCCCGGCCCCUCCUCUCCUACAGUUCUUUGAUGCGACAUCCUGGUAGCAUCUCCCCUCCAUAUGAUGGGAGUGAAGUUGGUUCCCCACUGCCCUCCAAGGCCCUGGAGAGCAAUGAUGCCUGCCUGACUGAGUCUUCCAGCUCACCACAAGCAAAGCAGAGUCAACACUCCACUCCCCAGCGCUAUAUCUCAGAGCCCUACCUGGCUUUGCAUGAAGACUCCCAUGCCUCGGACUGUGGCGAGGAGGAAACACUCACCUUUGAGGCUGCUGUGGCUACCAGCUUGGGCCGCUCCAACACCAUUGGCUCAGCCCCUCCUCUGAGGCACAGCUGGCAGAUGCCCAAUGGGCACUACCGGAGGCGGAGGCGUGGGGGACCAGGGCCAGGGAUGAUGUGUGGGGCUGUUAGCGAUCUCCUGAGUGACACAGAAGAGGAUGAUAAAUGCUAGAGGCCAUGCCCCCCUCCGAUGCAUGCUCUUCUCCAAUAUGGGGUAAAACAGAUAGACCCAAGAAGCCAGUGAAGCCUGGGGGGAGGAGGAAGAAGAAAGGACAUUAUGCAGAACCAGCCAAGAAAAAGGAAAGGAAAAUAGACAAACAAUCAAACCCACCAAAAAUGAUUUGAUUUCCCUUUGCAAGACAGGCACAGCCAUGGUUCUGUCUCCUUGCUGAGGGAGAGAGAGAGAGAGAAAUGUGGGAAUGUGGACAGUCAUCUCAAGGGAAAAGGAAAAUAGAUAUAAUGGCUCUACUUCCCCCUCAUCCCAAUCACUUUGGUAAAGGCAAUGGCUUUAUGUAUGCCAGUAUUGCCCUGAAAAGCAUAGAAAACCUCCUGGCUGGAUGCUGGGGUCCAUAGGAAAUAGCCAACAGUAGAGGAAAUGCCUCCCUUACUCCCCUUCAUGCUCUUCAGCCAUCACCACUGUCACCAGAGCAAUCUCAAUAGCAUCUUGUGCUAUGCCAUGGUUUGCUCUCCACACAAGAGUUUAUGCCAAGGUCAGGAGUUCUGGAUAUCCUGUGUGGAAGGCAGGGAAGGAGAAGAAAAAAAAGGUAGGGGAUGGCCGGUGGAAGAAGCGGUCUGUGGUGCUCUGGCAUGGAAGGGGAUGGUUUCCCGAGUAAGAAUAGUAAGAGCCCCACAGCUUGCAUCAUGGAGGAUUAUAGAGUUAGAGCUGGAAGGGACCAUAGAGGUCAUCUAGUCCAACCCCUCAUUUUUCCAGAUGAGAAAACAUAGACUAAAAGAUUGGUUAAGUGACUUAUCUAAGGUCAGAAAAGUAGUUAAGUGGAAAAACUGGAAUACAUACCCAUCUUCUGACUCCAGAUUUAGCAGUGCUACCAGACAAGACCCACUUAUGUAGAUAGGCAUUGAGAUAUUGACACAUGCAGCUUUAUUGCUGUGCACAUGUACUAUGAGUCCAUGUGUUGAUAAACUGAGCAUCACCAAGGGUCUUCUUCCCCUCCUGGAUCUGUAGGCCAGUGGUCCAGUUUGGGCCACCUGCAAGACCAAUCUAAUGGGUGUUGUAGAUGUUCUAUUCAGUGAAGCCAACUGAGAAUGUCCUGAUCAUCCCUGCAUUUUCCCUGAGGGAAUGGAAAUCAUAUUUAAGAGUAAUCACAUGUCAGAUAGACCUUUAAAAAAAAAAAGGAAGGAGAUGAGGUUAUUUAAAUUAAAAAAGCCUCCAUCAGUCAGGCAAUAUUUGAGUGCCUCUCAUGGAUGUACAUGGACACUACCACUGGAUGGUGGGAUUUUCUCAGUUAGCAUGUGGUUAGGGACCAGCUUCACUAGUCUUGUGGGAUCCUAUUUAAGGUAAUUAGUUAAUAUACCUCAACUUAGGCUUAGGAUGCUGCUUGCAGGAGAGCAGCUUCUAUGCUGGAACAAAACUCAUGUAAUAAAGAAUAUUUCCUUAAGUCAGGACCCUACUUCCCCUCUCUCCUAAGUAACAACAGUGCAGAAUGGCAUUCAAUUUGGAAUCUCUCCUUGUGCUACAGCACAGACAGGUUCUGCACUCAACAAACGCCAGUCCCUUCUUCUGUAAUGCUUUGUUUACACUUUGGCAAAUGAGAAAGAGAUACAGAUUAAGGACUUAUUCCAAGGCAUUUUAAAAUGCCCUGUCCUACCUCCAAUGCCUGACUGCAGAGCUGCUUAAUGUCACUCCUUAUAUCCACCAGUUUUCCAAUGAGACCCUAACAAUGAGAUAGAAAAUAGCCAAGCCCCCCUUUCCUAGCUAAACUAAGCAAAGGGAAAAGUAAUGAUCCUCCAAAUCCAGUAUUCUCAAGAUAUGAUCUAAUGGGAUGAUUUAAUAGCAGUCAUGGAACUCCACUAAAACCUGAUACAAUGACUACAGAUUGCCCUUUACAAGAGAAAAAGGCACUGCCUUCAUCUGCACCCACCCCCAAUACAGCUACCUCCAUCCUUCAAAGACAGCAACGUUGCCAGAAGAAUUACACUGCAAGUAAAAGGGAUCAUUGAGAAAUGAGCCCAGUCAGGGUACCAAUGGUCCUCUUGCCAGAGCAGGAUCAGAAUCAGGAGAAGAAAGAAGGAAAUAAAUCUGUCGUUAAGACCCUAUUCCUGUCCCAGCACCCACUAGAGACUUCCCUUGUUCCAUUUCACAGGAUGAGUCUUAAAAUGGAAAACCAGUGGAGGGAAGUCAUUGUUGAUUCUGCCAGUGGCUAAGUAUAACCUAUUCAUACCCCUUUUAGUCAAAGAAUGGAUGACAGUUUUUCUUAGACUCAUUUCUGAAAUAUUUUCCUAUGGCUUUCUAAUCUGGAUAGAAAGAAAAUAUAGUAGGAUUAGCUUUGCAUACAGAAUAACCUCCCAGUGGCUUGGAGGCGCCAAUCAUUCUACAUAUACCUUGCAGAUAUUAACAAAUCAUUCAUGCAAGCCAGAGUACACAAGCCCUAGCCAUCAUGUCACAUGUGGUCAGUCACAAAACCAAAUUUACCACCUAAGAAAUGGAAGGUCAAUGGCAAAGAGGUAGCGCAUUAGCAAAUGGCCUGCCCUUCCUUCCUUAGCUACUAGAAUAUCGUCUCCCCCUCCCAAUUGCCCAUCAUCCACCAUUUAUACACUCUCCCAAAGCAGUUCAGAGUGUAAGCAUUGAUGUACAAACCACUGAUGUUACAAUCCUUGUAACAUAAGGGCUGUACCCCGGGUGUCACGUUGUUCUCCACGGCGUUGUUGUAAAGCAUCAUUUCACACCAAAGCUCUGCUAUGACUCCUCCAAGUACACAACCUUAUUUUCUUCCUCCUCUGAAACAGUUAUCUCAAGGGAAGGACUUUGCACAGGACAGCAAUUCUGAGUCAGCAGCAUGAUUGCUUGGUGUUUUGAGAGGGAGAACUGAAGUGGUAACUAAAGCCAUUUAGACUGUAGGGGAAAGUCAGGCUGGGAAAACAAUGGCCAGAAUUGGAAUUUUGCUGCAAACAUGGCUUUAAGAAAUCUAAAGUUCCAAGAGACCUUCCUAGAUACCUUAGCCCCUUGAAUUUAGAGUGUUCAUAUGCUAAACAAAUGGCCUGGCACCAGAGUACCAAGAGUGAAAAUGGAAACCUUUAUACACUGACCGACUGCCAGCCUAUCUUAUUCCUGGAUGUAUGACCUAAUUUCCUUUUCUCUGCUUCCCUUAACUAAGGGAAUGAAGCCUAGUCUGUCACAUUAGGGCAUGAGACACAAAUUACCUUCCCUCUACUACUCUAUCUUCCUUGCUGCCAAUAAAAGUUUUUACUCAAAUAUUUUCUCCAACUAGCAACCUGCUCAAAACAUUCAUUCAUUCAUGUACCAAUCCCUGUCCCUGCUGAUUUCUUUGGAAAGUAAAUCUAAUAUGUUUCACCUUGCUUUAAAAAAAAAGUAAUUGGCAUUUUAAAAAAAUCUUGAACUUGAGAAGAUUAUUGUUAAUGCCCUAAAAGAUGGGGGGGGGGGGAGAGUUUCCAGAUCUAUUAACAUCAUUCUUAAUUUUCUUGCUCAAUAUUACACCUAUUAGCAUUCCCUUAAAAGCAAAUGAGAAAAACCCAGCUGGUACUGAGAAGGCCUAUGAAAAUUAGUUCUGGUGCUUUUAGAAAUGUUGGUCACUACCCAGGCUUAGGCCACACGGCCCAUCUAUGGUCUUCUACUCUUCCAAUUCUUCCAACAGAAAAACACAGAGCCAGGACUGGAACGAUAAGUGGACAGAAGGGCAAGACAGACCUAUGGAUCUAGCAGAGAAUGAGGACUGGCAUAGGCCAGAACAAGAUGGAAGAUGGUGCCCUGUCAUUCAAUAAACGUUGCUAUUGGCUAAAUGCUGAGGAUAGAAAUAAAACCAAAACAGGCAACGAUGCCACCCUAAAGAAGAGGAAUGUGCAUUCAAGUGGGUCAUCAUCAGCUUGCCUUGUCCUUAUUGCCAUGUCCUUAAAGCACUAGGUUUAUGGUUUAUCUACACUCACAGGACCAUAGCAUUUUAGAGCCAGAAAGGACUUUUGAGAUCAUUUAGGUCAAGCCCAACAUUUUAUAAUGAAAGAAUGAUUCAUGGAGGUUAAGUGACCUGAUACUGACAUUACUGACAGAUUGGAAAGGAAAUCCAUCCCAGUUUAAUCUAUGUCUUCACACACUGGUAGAGAGAUUUCAGAGUAUAUUUCCCUGAAAUGGGGCCCCAGGUAUUUCUCAGGAUUCUGCUUUCUCCUAGCUUAGUGUAUUAUAUGGAAGGCCAAAGCAAUUGUUUCUCUUCCCCUGGCAAGCAGCCUUUGGGUUGAAAGUAAGUCUCCCUUUUCUUCUAUUCUCACCAUCCCAGUCAAUAUUUGGAAGCUUAACGUUGAUUCAGCUCUUGAGAUUGUUAAAUACACCAGGCUCAGGCUCAGUUGCAUGCACCACUGCCUCUGCAUCAAUAUUUAGCCUACUCAUUGAAUUCAGUUGUUGAAUUUUCUAAAUAUAAAUGGAGCACAAUGAUCUUUAGGAAUGGACAAUAAAAGUCCAUGAGAUACUCUGAAGCAGGCAUAGGGUAGAAUGACUUUGCAUCCAUCCAUACAUAAAUCAUAUGUAUGUAUCUACAUAAAUGCAUACAUCUAUACGCAUACUGAAAAUCAAUUAAAUAUUGGGCCAGGGUCGUAUUGCCAAAGCAAGUGCCAUCUGGUAUAAAGCAACAAAGAUUUUUUUAAAGAAAAUUUAAAAAACAAAAACAAAAAAUACCCCCCACGUGUGCUUUAUAAACUCUUUCUAAGGCCUGUCUUGCCUUUGUGUGUUCUGGAGAGAGCAUUUCCUGUGUGGUUAAGAGCUGAGGACCAGGAGACUGGAUUCUCCUAUUUGUUUCCAGCUCAAUCAUGAAUUCGCUGUGUAUAACAUUAUGUAAUCCAUUCCACCUCUUGCCAGAAGAAUAGUGGGAAUCGGUGUAUGUGUUGGGAGGAGGGGAAAAAUGAGGCCAGAAUGCUAUUUACCUACCUCACAGGGAUAUUGUGAGGCUUAAAGCAGAAACAUAAAAGAUUAAUUAAUACUGUUAAUUACUUAAUUAACCAGUUAAUUAAUGCUGUUGUCGAUUACCAGUCUGUCUGUUAAGUGUUUUGAGAUCCUCACAAACCAGGUGCUAAUGCAAUUCAAAGGAUCAGAGGAGGAACGGUUUCUAUUCAUUGGAGCAUCCUUUCUGGAGUGUCCAUUCCUAUGUGACCCUUGCCUGCUCUCUUCCAGAUUUGUAGUAUUUGGUCUUGCCCAACUCAUUCACCUGAGCACUUUACGAAAUAUCCCAUAGAGAAAGAAACGGGCAGGAAAGCCCCUUUACGUGUUCUGAGAGUGAUAAGGGCAGAAUCCAGACCCCACAUAGAAUCAAAACCCAAAACCCAAAAUUUACUUAAAGCAAAACCCCGUAAAAGCAUUUGUAUACACACGUACAUGCACACAUUUUUAAAGACCCUUCUAGCAAAAGAAAAACUUAUACUCAGGGGCUUCUUGACCUAACCUUACCACGUUACGAACUAAUAAGAGUUCAGCCUAGCCAGUGCUGUGUUUGUCAAAGUGAGUACACCCUGGCAUUCCUCAGUGUCUUAGCCUGUACCAUUAAACUGCCCAUAAAAUGUCAUCCAGGUUCACCAUAGGACCCAGAAACAGUGGCCAUUGCCUUUGUCAGCUGGUCUGCAUAAAUUGUUACUUACUGCCUGCUGAACAACUGAAUUUUUUCAGUUGGUACUUCGAAUUGCAGCACGUAUGGCAAUGGUGCAUAGACGUAAGCACUUUGCAGUCCAUUCGGAGGAAAUGGAAUUAGUUCUCCUGGAUCUUCUGACUGACCUCUCCUUCCCUUAAAUCCACACCUGCUUCUUAGCCCCUUUGACCAUCUCAAGCUUUAGUCUCAACAGCCUAUCACAAGGCAAACGGAUACACAGCAUCAUUCCAUGCUGGACUCGGGUUCUCUGCUACACUGUGAAGCAUUCUUUGGCAAAUAAAGCCUUUUAAGUAUCAUAGACUGAUCGCUGUGUAGGGUUGGAGGGACACCAUUUCCCAAAGCUGACUCUGAUUGACUGGUAGGUGGGUAGUGUGUACAUCAAUACCUAAGAAUCAACAUUCCUCUUUCAAAGGGAUGUCUCCCCUGGGCACAAACUUCUAGGGUGGAUGGAGGUAGGUAACUAAAAAAUUGGGGUGAAAGCCCCUGACACCUCCUUCAUCUUCUCACCCCAACCCAAUGCUGUAAAUGCUUUUAAAUGCAAAAAGAUUUCUGACCAUAAGCCAUGCUUUUUGUAAAUACAUUAUUACAACUUGGAAUUUUCUUUUUGGGGUGGGUAAGAAUUGGGUUGAGCAGGGAAUUCAAAAAGAAGUUAUUGAUCAUUUAACAUACAGGUGUGGUGUAACAGAGGGUUGCUAAGGGGAAACAACGAAAGUGCUCCCAAAAUUAUUUUGAGCCAGUUUUUAUUUAGAACAUUUAUUUCAAGUAUUAUAACACUUGAAUCAAGAAUCAAGAGAACAGUCUCACACGCACUCUUUGUCAUUCUUCUCAAAAGACUAAAAAUCAAGUCUAGAUUUCCACAAAUGGAAAUAUUGUCUUAAGACCCUGUCGGAUGAAUAUGACAGAACAGAAAGAGUAAAGGGAUGAUUCAGAGACCUUUGAUGGAUAAUUUUAAGACUCCAUCACAAAAGAUUAUAAUGUAUGGUUUAGAACAAACAAAAAACCAAAGUGAUCGAUGUCCUGCUAAACCUAAAUACUGAUGCAGGAAAAGUUACUGACACUUACUUGGUAGAUAUUCCACUAGCUGAUGCCUUUAACAAAAGGCAAAUUCAGAGCUCUCUUGUUAGUCAGACAUCAUAAUGUUUGGCACUUCCAGGGACACAGCAAAUGCUUCUAAGUAAGCUUGAUGUUGUCAUUGAGUCUCCACAAAGCAAUUUAAAAUUAUAUUCACUCAUCCCAUCCCACUAAGAUCCUGUGCUAUUUGUGUUAUUUUUAUUUUACCUCUUUAAGGAAACUUGGUUUCAAGUUUGAGGAUACUUGCAUCCAAGAUCUGGUGCAAAAUUCUCCUCUCACUCCCUCAUAUUCUUUCUCUCUUUCUCUUUUUCUUCCCCUUCUCUCUUAUAAUGGAAACCUCUCUUUAGGAACUGAAACCAUUUCACCAGUGAAAGGUCUUAGGUUGCCAUGCUUAGAUGUUCAGAUACCUGGACAGGUCAGAGAUCAGACAAUUAUCCCCAUUCUAAUACUUGGCACCCUGCCCUAAAGGAGGCCUCCAUUCUAGAGAGAGUUUCUUAAAAGUUAAGGGAGCUCUCUUGAUAAGAUCACAGGAUUUUUGAGCUGGAAAAGAUCUUCAUUUGAAAUGAGAGAGGUAAAACAGUUUGCCCAUGUUUUCACAGGCAAUAAAUGGCAUUUGAAUCUGGAGCUAGCCUCUUUUCUCCACACCAUACUGGCUGUAUUCUUGGCCUUGAAAAUCAGAACUAAUAUUGUGUCUGAUGAUGCUGGACCUUACAAGUCUGCUUGGCAUUCAAGAUGGAUUUUAUUUUUCUCACUCCUGGAUCCGGGUUAUAGACUCCAAACCAAAGAAGGGUUGUUUUUUCCAGAUGGUAAGUCUACAACUCUGUCUAGGAUUAGGCCUGCCAGGAGACUGGAAGAAGAGGCUCAAACAUUUUAUGACUUAGAUUUUCUUCCCAAAGUUCCACUUCUAAAGCAUCAUGUAACAAGGAUGUUUUGCAUUUGUCCUACAUCUUUGCCCCUAGAACCAUCACCCAAGGCAAGUCUUCUAGAAACCUUUUGUGAUUAGAAACAAGGAUAAGUGGGAGGAACACACUCCAAAAGUUCAAAGUGCCAUUAAUUAAAAAAAAAUAAAUGUGAUGCUCAAUGAGGGCUAAAAGUCACUAAUUGCCAUUUAAAAUAUAUAAUAGCUUUGAUGGCUAUUCGAUAUUUGAUAUUGAAUGAUAAAACAUUAAGCAGAUAACAAGAGAUUUAGCAAAACCACAUAAUUGAAUUUUAAGAUUUACCUACUGUGGAAUAAAUACACUGGAAUGUAGAGCACUUUUUUGUGCUAGUGAUUUAUGAACCUGCCAAAAUUUAUACAAAGUUAACCAAAGUGCUGAAAUUGUGAAGGAACCAAUCUUUCCCUUAGCGAUGUUAGAGAAUAGUCCAGGAACACUCACCCCGAGACCAGGAUUUGCAACCCUGUAAUACAUAUUAUUGGGGGGGAGGGGAGAUCUUUUGCACAAGGUCUGUAGAGAACCCAGUGAUAGAAAAAUAACUAAGGCCAUGGAGUAGAGCACCAAAUUAUAAAACAAAAACAAGGUUAAGGGAUAACAUGAGUGAGUUGUCAGAAGAGGAAACGCUCCCAUAGAGUUUGAAUCUUCUUCCCUUAGAUCAUGACUUGAAUUAAUAUGGACAUAGUAUUCUCUAAGGAUCUUUCCCUUUAAACAAUCCUGAGGCAGUGGAUUCCUAAAGGUCCAGAACAGUUAUAUAUGGUUUUUCCAGAUGAGCAAGGGAAUUCUUUUAUGUACUCAACCAGAAGACAAUCAAUUUCAGUAGCCCUUCAAUAGAGAAGCUGUGAUACCAGGGAGCUUACACUGAACUUCCAUGCAGGAUAUAGGCUGUAAGGGGAGGGAGGGACAGUGGGAUUGGGGAGGGGGGGUUUAGGGGGAAGAUUUUAUCAGGGACAGAUAUCAAACUCUGCAUAUGGAUAUAUGUUGAAAGGCAAACCAAAAAGUCCUGGUUUGAUAUAAUCCAGUUGGAUACAGUGUACCAAUACUAUCCUCAGUGGAUAGCCCUUUACAAAGAGAUGGUCUGCACUUUAUCCAGGUCAACGACCUCUGUCUUGGACCCAAGAUUAUGGCAUGUUCACCUUGAUUCGCUCUUGGUGCAUGAGUGGCAGAGACAAGAUACCGAAGAAAGUCGGUGUGCUGCAUCAGGCUGUUAAAGGGCAGCCACCAUGAAAAACUACACCCCAGCUAAACCCUAUGCCAUUUUCUUACCCACCUCGUUCUGUGGGGAACUCCAAUCCAGCACCAGUUUCAGUAACUGUGUGUUACAGGGAGCCAAUGUAGGUCCCUCAGAGUAUCAGUGCAUCUCUUCUAAAGCAGGAGUUCAGCACUGCAUGUUGACAAGGUGGAUAUAUUGUAACAUAAAUGCUCGUUUGGAUCCAAAAAGAAAACAUUUAAAAAUGAUGUACAACUUUAAUGGGUUGGUUUUUUUUUGUCAA